AUACUCAUCAUCCUCUUCAUGGACAUGGCCACCCAGCUGCUCCAUCCAUCCCAUCCGCAGACCACGUGACCCAAUUCUCCCACGUCCUUCAGUGGUUCAUUCAGCAUGAUGGCUGCGAAUGCUGCGGAUGCUCUUUGCUGCAUCCUGCAUCCGUGCCGGUUCUCUCUCCUCUUUCUCGCCGUCAUCCUCUCCUCUCUGCCGGCCCCGACAGCAGCGCUGCUCGGCGUCCGGCCAGAAGACACCCAGAGCGGAGAGCUAUCCGUGCAGGAUGGGAUACUGAGGGCGACAGAGGGGACCCGCUUCAUGCUGAGGGUUUACUACUCCGCAUCUCCAGCUACAGAACAUCCCGACAGCCUGAACACCAGCGGUAGAGCUGAAUCCGCUCCUGCCGCUCCGUGGAUCGCGUUUAUAGAGGAACCAGGUGGGGACAGCGGGGACGCGGAGAGGCGGCUCCGGUCCAGAGGGAAUCCUUGCGAAGAGGAGAAUGCCCGAAGCUCCGACAUCGAGCUGCUGGGCUCUUUCAGAUCCACCUCAAGUCAAAACUCAGUUUUGGUGGAGCUGCUCGCUAAAGACCUGCGCAGAGGCGAGGUGAUCAAAUACUACUCCAUGUGCGCGUUUGAUGGAGUGAAAUGGGAGCAUUUCAGCACCAAGGACUUCUGGUUGGCAGUGGUGGAGAGACCUCCAGAGGCAGAUGUUUGGCUCCAGGCGGGUGUCUCGGUGCUCUUGUUAGGGCUCUCUGCACUCUGCAGCGGUCUGAACAUCAGCAUGCUGGCUCUGGACCCAGUGGAGCUGCGGGUCCUGCAGAACAGUGGCACAGAGAAGGAGCAGAAAUACGCACGCAAAAUAGAGUCAGUGCGUAAACAUGGAAACUACAUCCUUUGCACCGUGGUGCUGGGCAACGUACUUACCAAUACAUGCUUUGUGGUGUGGAUGUGCCAGAUUUUAGGAAUGACUGCUCUCUCAACUGCCUCGUGCACUUUAGGGAUAUUCUUUAUUGGCGAGAUUUUACCUCACUCCGUAGCAUCCAGGCACAGUCUCGCCAUCGCUUCCAAGACCCUCUGCGCGACCCGCCUGCUGAUGCUGGUGUUUUUUCCCAUCGCCUAUCCGGUCUCCAAGAUUCUGGACAUUAUGCUGCACCAAGAGAUCAGCAACUUUUACACCAGGGAGAAGUUGGUGGCCAUGCUGCGUGUAACAGACCCGUACCACGACCUGGUCAAAGAGGAGCUCAACAUUAUUCAGGGAGCCCUGGAACUGAGGACCAAGACCGUAGAGGACGUGCUGACCCCGCUGUCAGACUGCUACAUGCUCUCCUCGGACGCAGUGCUGGACUUCUGCACCAUGUCUGACGUGAUGCAGAGCGGUUUCACCCGGAUCCCGGUCUACGAGAACGAGAGGUCCAACAUUGUGGACAUUCUGUUUGUCAAAGACUUAGCCUUCGUGGAUCCCGACGAUUGCACUCCUCUGAAAACAAUUACUCAGUUUUACAAGCAUCCCAUGCACUGCGUGUUCAGUGACACCAAGCUGGAUGUGAUGCUGGAGGAAUUUAAGAGAGGUAAGUCUCACCUGGCUGUGGUGCAGAGGGUGAACAGUGAAGGUGAGGGAGACCCCUUCUAUGAAGUGAUGGGCAUCGUCACCCUGGAGGAUGUCAUAGAAGAGAUCAUCAAGUCUGAGAUUGUGGAUGAGACAGACCUGUAUACUGACAAUCGGAACAAAAGGAGAGUAUCCAACCAUGAGAGGAAACAGCAGGAUUUCUCUAUCUUCAAACUGGCAGAAAAUGAGCUGAAGGUGAAGAUCUCGCCACAGUUGCUGCUCGCAACACACCGCUUCUUGGCUACAGAGGUGGAGCCUUUCAGGUUGUGUCACCUGUCAGAGAAGAUCUUGCUGCGUCUCAUCAAGCAUCCCAGCAUUGUGCAGGAACUCAAGUUCAACCCCAAGAACAAACACGCUCCUCAACACUACCUCUUCCAGAGGAACAAACCUGUCGACUACUUUGUCCUCAUUCUGCAGGGACGGGUGGAAGUAGAGAUAGGAAAGGAGGCUCUCCGCUUUGAAAAUGGAGCGUUUUCCUAUUAUGGAAUGCCAGCACUCAUCCCGCCCCUGCCCACCGGUCAGAGGUAUUGUUCCCGGGCCAGUGGUCUAAACCAAUCAGAUUCAUUACUGAGUGGAGGCAGUGUGGGUCAGCUCAUUACAGGAGGAGGGGUCUACUUACCAGACUACUCAGUCCGGCAGCUCACAGACCUGCAGAUCAUCAAGAUCACCAGAAACCACUACCAGAAUGCCCUAACGGCCACCAGGAUGGACAGCUCCCCUCAGACACCUGACCCAGUGGAUCCCGGUGCUAAAGGGAGGACACCGGUCCCUGAGGCCCGCUCACACAGCAUCGCCCUCCCCCUCACACACACACACACUCGACUGGGGCUGGCACGCCUUGCACAUCUUCAUCCCCACGGUGGCCUUCACAACACCUCCCAGCUCAAUGAAAGAAACCGUAUCGUUCGCAGUAAAUCUGAUGGGCAGAGGAGUCCAAACGAUACUGUGUUCCUCCGCAUGGAUGAGAUUCCCUACAUCCAUGAGGACCGACCGGAUACUUAUGGAGAGAACGAUGUGCCUACAGAGUCUCAGCCAUCCACCUCUCCCUUCAUCAGCUCUCUGUCAUUGUCCAGCUCUGACGAGAACAUUGGAAAGAAGCUAUUGCGUAAACUGAGUAACAAGAGGAGGAAAAAGUCUCGGGAUGGAGAUAAGAGUUUGGAGGAAGGUUCAGAGCAACUCCCUGUGACAAGCUAGCACUGUGACACUGAGGGAGAGGGAUGAAACACACACCUUCUUCCUCUUUAUCACCUACUGGUUUUCUUCACUAAACAACCACCCCUUCAUAGACUCCCUCCAUGCUCCGACACAACUCUCAGACUGAGCCAUCGUAUCUGUUGUAGCCACCAGUAAUACUCAGGUCCCCACUGGCACACUCUGUCCAAAACCUGCCAGACUUGACACUCUUAAAGUGCUGAGCAUGAGAAGGGCAGAGCUGGAAAAUGAAAAACUUGAUUGGACAAAUCUAAACAACAUAGUUGUAGAUUUAUCCAGCCUUACACUGGACUGCAUGGAUCUCAGCAGGUUUUCAUCACGUUUUGUAGUAAAUGUGGCAAACCGUGUCCAUGUUACCAAAAGCAGCAAAGCUUGUAAUUUAAUAACAGACUCUACCUGUUCUUCAUCUGAACUGGAAAAUAUCUCAAUUAUGGAACCCAACAAUGUCCUUAAAUGAUAUCUGAGCCAGCUUUGACUUUUUACUUGAUCAAACAAUGAAUAUAAUUGUAUUUAUUUAUUUGUUAUUUUGAGGCAGUUCCCACAUACUGAAAAUGUUGUUUGCACAGGGAACUGUCCUAAUGUUGCCAUAAGGGUGCCACCCACUGCCAACACAACCUGACACACUAGCCAUCGUCUAAGAGGAAAAAGCCACCGGACAAGAGCACAGUUUUUACACCAGAUUAAAAGACACAAUUAUGAAAAAAGCCAUGAAUUAGUUAUCAGCUUGAAUGACUACUUCUUGUAUACUGACCUGUCAGCAUGUUUAGAGGUGUAUGCACAAUUUUGAAAAUACUGGUGCUCUAAAUGUCCACAAUUUCUUACCUGAAUUUUAUAUGGAAGUGUAAAAAUGACCAAAAGUAAUUUGAAGAAAGCAAUAUAAGUCAUCUAGCAUACUGUGCAGGUCUUGAAUUUAUCACCACAAUACCACAUACAUGCACAUAUUCAGUAAACGCAUCCUUCCCACGUGAAUGCAUGUGUCCUACACGAAGUCUGUUUGGUAUGUCUCUUCCCAUUAAAACGUUCCCUUCUCUCUUCAUAUGUAGCUGUAUGGACACAUCUUAAGUGUUUCACUUAUCCAUCUUUUCUAUUGAUGUUGCCACCUUUUAAAAUAAUCAUUAGCCUGUUUUGAGUGCAUUCAGUAGACCACGUUGGAGCGAUCAACGUCACACCAUUAGCUACCAUAUUAGCUGCUUUUCUAUGUACAGUUGAUCUCACUAAAGCUGCAUACACCAAUUAAAAAUAAGCUAAGGGUUUUUGGGUUUUGGAUCUUUGGAUCCAAAUGGAUAUUUUGAGUAUUCUUGAGGAAGAGUAGUUGCUACUUGCAUGUUUGUUUAUGCUGCUAUUUCUGUAGAAUUAUCCCUCGUAGAAAGCCCUGUUGUUCCAUAUGCAUGCUUAAGUAAAGGGAUGCAUGAAUAGGAUGAUACCAACCUACAGUAACUUCUCCCCACAGACAUACAGUGUGUGUGACUUACUGAAACUUAGAUUUUAAAAUGAACCUCACAUAGAGGAUAAGAAACACAAAACGACAAGGCUGCAAUUUUCACAUGUAGCGGUUUAAUUGUUGCUAUUAAAACACAAGGGGAUAGGGACUUCAGAAAGGGUCAAAGGUCACUGUAUCUACCAGAGAGGGCGGUGGAGGCCAUAGAAUGUUGCUAACUGAAAGAAAAUAGCCUUAACUUAAGCCAUUGUUCUAGAAAUAAUUUAUACUGCAAUAAUGAAACAACAAUUUGAUCCUUUUUUAAAAAUGUGAGUGGCAGGAGCAGCAGCUCAGGUUGAACUAAGCUGAUCUGCAUUGUGAAAUCUUGGCAGGUACACUGCUCAACAGAACCGAGAGAAAGAGAUAUGAAAGAGGAAAGCAGUAUGACGCACAGUGACGUCAAGCCACCACCUCCCUUCAAACACACACACACAUACACAGGUGGUGACGCUCAGUGAUAUAAUUUAUUCUGCCUGGUAAGAGUUUGGAAGUACAAAGGAUACUGCACUGCUAAGCUAUUCACAUUGACCCCUUUGUAUACACAGAACAUGCAACGGGAAGUCUUUUGAUCUGACAACUGACUCUGAGCAAGAGGAUUUGUGCGAGUCAGAAACUCUCCCAGUUGAAUUCUUUGAGCAAUUUUGCAGUUGGUUAACACGGAUUUAUGUUUAUUUAUAAUGGUUGAUACACGGUUUGUUUGAUAAAAGGCCCGAGUUACAUUUCAUAAUGUCAGAUUUUGAUGAUUAUGUAAGUUACCCCUAAAAUAUCAAGAGACAAGACCAUAUGUUCUACACAAGGGAUAAUUCAAUUAUGAAUAA
Molecule: messenger RNA, 5097 nt
Organism: Micropterus salmoides (largemouth bass)
Lineage: Eukaryota; Metazoa; Chordata; Actinopteri; Centrarchiformes; Centrarchidae
Product: metal transporter CNNM1
Exons: 10
Coding region: 106-2784 (892 amino acids)
Biological process (GO): transport; magnesium ion homeostasis
Cellular component (GO): plasma membrane
Molecular function (GO): transmembrane transporter activity
Source: RefSeq, a predicted model, not a curated record